Messenger RNA from Salarias fasciatus (jewelled blenny), 8623 nucleotides. RefSeq names its product acetyl-CoA carboxylase beta (gene acacb). Gene Ontology annotation, biological process: fatty acid biosynthetic process. The transcript is spliced from 54 exons. Gene Ontology annotation, cellular component: mitochondrion. Lineage: Eukaryota; Metazoa; Chordata; Actinopteri; Blenniiformes; Blenniidae. Gene Ontology annotation, molecular function: acetyl-CoA carboxylase activity; ATP binding; metal ion binding. Bases 492 to 7751 code for a protein of 2419 amino acids. The record is from RefSeq and is a predicted model, not a curated record.
GAGGUCCAUGGCUGUUAAAGCCGGAGGGGCUGGUUUGACAUUUGCUGCAGAUUCAGAAGAAGGCGACAAAAAGUUGCUCUGGUAGCGGUACUUUCCAAUUUGAUCAUGUCCGCUGAUUUCUGAAAAAAGCACUCCCCACCCAAAAAAAAAAAAAGAAAAAAAAGGAAAAAAAACCCCUACAAACUCCCUGCUGACAGUUUGAAGUAAUGAGAAACACUCAGUGACAGAAGGAGCCAGAGCGACAGCAGGACUGACUGGAGCUUUUCUCUGCAGCGGUGAGUGGAAAUGACAAGUUUUUACCAACCAACAAAACUUGCUUUAAAGCGUCUGUGGCGUGGAAUUAACCUCGUGCUUGUUCUGGAAGGGGAGAUUAAUGUGCAGAGUGGGUCUCAGCCUCCGUCACGCUCGUGGAUGCAGAGCCGCCGCGUGGUUUGGUUGCUGGAGUCGAGACGCUGAUAAGCCUCAUUAAUAGUUACAGAAGAUGUCUGUGAAUGCUCCUGUUAGCAGUUCUUGGAUCAGUCCUGUGGAUUUUCUGGCUACUGUGGAGGAUUUACACCAGGAGAGCCGUAAUGCCGCUGAAAGGAGAGAAGUCUCCACCUGAUGGCGAUCUCAGUACAGCCAGUGAGAACACAGCCUCCCCUCAAGCAGACGAGCAUUCCUCCUCAGAGAACGGCCCCGAGGCCGACGGCGAACCAGCAGGUCCUGCAGUCAAAACAAUGGAGCCUGAUCCUCCGCAGGCCGGGGUGAAUUCAGGGCAGCCGUCGCUCCCCCAGACCACCCACAAACUUCCUCGCACCAAAACACCAAUGCUGAGCUCGGGGCCCGAGGCGAGGGAACGCCUCAAAUUCAUUCUUGGAGCGUCGGAGGAUAACUCUUCGGAUGAGGAGCCCCUCACCACAAAACCUCCAAGUGGCACGCCUCAGCCGUCAGCCUCCGCCUCGAGAUGCUCCCCGCAGGAGGUCUCCUCCGCAAGGCCGGACUCGAGCAUCUCAGGACUCAAGCCUAGCAUGUCCGGUCCCCACCUGGUGAAAAAAGGACGUGAGCAUAGAAAAAUGGAUCUCCACAGAGACUUCACGGUGGCCUCUCCUGCCGAGUUCGUCACGCGAUUCGGUGGCAGCCGAGUUAUAGAAAAAGUGCUGAUCGCUAAUAACGGCAUUGCUGCAGUCAAAUGUAUGCGCUCUAUCCGCCGCUGGUCCUAUGAAAUGUUUCGCAACGAGAGGACCAUCCGCUUCGUGGUCAUGGUGACCCCCGAAGACUUGAAAGCGAAUGCAGAAUACAUAAAGAUGGCAGACCACUAUGUUCCCGUGCCCGGUGGAACCAACAAUAACAACUAUGCUAACGUGGAGCUGAUUGUAGACAUCGCCAAGAGGAUCCCAGUUCAGGCUGUGUGGGCUGGCUGGGGCCAUGCGUCUGAAAAUCCCAAACUGCCCGAGCUGUUGGACAAAGCCGGGAUAUCAUUCAUGGGGCCGUCCAGUAAGGCCAUGUGGGCGCUUGGAGAUAAGGUGGCCUCCUCCAUCGUGGCGCAGAGUGCAGACAUUCCCACACUGCCGUGGAGUGGAUCAGGUCUGAGAGUGGACUGGUCUGAAGAGGACCAGAGACUGGGCAAUGUAAUCAGUGUUCCUCCAGAGGUCUACAGAAAGGGCUGCGUUCGUGACGUAGAUGAUGGACUGCAGGGAGCAGAGAAUAUUGGCUAUCCAGUUGUCAUCAAGGCCUCGGAGGGUGGUGGUGGGAAGGGGAUCCGAAAGGUCGAAAGCUCUGAAGAUUUUUCGAGCUUCUUCAGACAGGUUCAAACGGAGGUACCGGGCUCUCCCAUCUUCAUCAUGCAGCUGGCUCAGCAUGCGAGGCAUCUGGAGGUGCAGAUCCUGGCCGACGAGUACGGAAACGCCAUCUCUCUGUUCGGACGAGACUGCUCCAUCCAGAGGCGGCACCAGAAGAUCAUCGAGGAGGCUCCUGCAACCAUAGCCGCCUCCUCAACGUUCGAACAGAUGGAACGGUAUGCCGUGCGGCUGGCGAAGAUGGUGGGCUACGUGAGUGCGGGUACUGUGGAAUAUCUCUUCUCUGAGGACGGAAGCUUCCACUUCCUGGAGCUGAAUCCUCGUCUUCAGGUGGAACAUCCCUGCACGGAGAUGAUUGCAGACGUAAACCUACCAGCUGCCCAGCUCCAGAUUGCAAUGGGAGUCCCACUUCAUAGAAUUAAGGACAUACGGAUGCUUUACGGAGAGAGUCCGUGGGGGGACACCCCCAUCGACUUUGACAGUCCAAGCUGUGUGCCAAGUCCCAGAGGACACGUCAUCGCUGCUCGGAUCACCAGCGAAAACCCAGACGAGGGGUUCAAACCCAGCUCCGGCACUGUGCAGGAGCUGAACUUCCGCAGCAGUAAAAACGUCUGGGGGUAUUUCAGUGUCGGGGCGACCGGUGGCCUGCACGAGUUUGCCGAUUCCCAGUUUGGACAUUGUUUCUCGUGGGGUGAGAACCGUGAAGAAGCCAUUUCGAACAUGGUCGUUGCUAUGAAGGAACUGUCCAUUCGAGGAGAUUUCAGGACCACGGUUGAAUAUCUUAUUAAACUUCUGGAGACCGAAAGCUUCAGAAACAACGACAUUGACACAGGCUGGCUGGAUCAUCUCAUUGCAGAGAAAGUGCAAGCAGAGAGGCCAGACACCAUGCUGGGCAUCGUCUGUGGAGCUCUGCAUGUCGCCGAUGCAAGUUUCAGAAAGAGCAUGUCCAACUACCUUCAUUCACUGGAAAGAGGUCAGGUGCUGCCAGCUGCCAGUCUGCUCAACUCGGUCAGCGUGGACCUGAUUUAUGAGGGAGUCAAAUUCUGUCUGAAGGUGGCUCGACAAUCCCCAACAACGUAUGUCAUCAUGAUGAACGGCUCCAACAUCGAAAUAGACGUCCACAGGCUGAGCGACGGCGGCCUCCUGCUGUGCUACGACGGCUGCAGCCACACCACCUACAUGAAGGAGGAAGUCGACAGCUACCGCAUCACCGUUGGCAACAAGACCUGCGUGUUUGAGAAGGAGAAGGAUCCCACGGUCCUGAGGUCGCCCUCUGCUGGCAAGCUGCUGCAGUACACAGUCGAGGAUGGGGGGCAUCUUUUUGCAGGAGAUGUGUUUGCAGAGAUUGAGGUGAUGAAGAUGGUGAUGACUCUGACUGUGCAUCAGUCUGGCUGUAUCCACUUUGUCAAGAGGCCCGGGGCGGUUCUGGAGCCCGGCUGCAUCAUGGCUCACAUGGACUUGGACGACCCCAGCAGUAUACAUAAAGUGGAGCUUAACACCGCCACGUUACCACCGCAGCAGCCACUGCCCAUGGUCGGUGAAAAGCUCCACCAGGUGUUCCACAGCGUGCUGGAAAACCUGAUCAAAGUGAUGGACGGGUACUGUCUUGAAGAGCCUUACUUCAGCACCAAGCUGAAACAGUGGGUGGCCACCCUCAUGAAAACCCUCAGGGACCCCUCACUGCCACUGCUGGAGCUCCAGGAGAUCAUGACCAGCGUGGCCGGCCGUAUUCCGCCGAGCGUUGAGAAAGACAUCCGUAAAGUCAUGGCUCAGUACGCCAGCAACAUCACCUCUGUCCUCUGCCAGUUCCCCAGUCAACGGGUCGCAAAUAUUCUGGACAGCCAUGCAGCGACGCUCCAGAGGAAAUCUGACCGAGAGGUUUUCUUCAUGAACACUCAGAGCAUUGUGCAGCUGGUGCAGAGAUACCGCAGUGGAAUCCGUGGUUAUAUGAAAUCUGUGGUGCUUGACCUGCUGAAGCGUUACCUGCAGGUCGAAAUCCAGUUUCAGCAAGCUCACUAUGAUAAGUGUGUGAUCAACCUAAGAGAGCAGCACAAACCAGACAUGAGUCCUGUGCUGGACUACAUCUUCUCCCAUGCUCAGGUCUCCAAGAAGAACGUCCUGGUCACAAUGCUCAUAGACCAGCUGUGUGGACGGGAUCCCACUCUGGCAGAUGAGCUCAUGGCCAUUCUGAACGAACUCACGCAGCUCAGUAAGAUGGAGAACUCAAAGGUGGCUUUGAGAGCCAGACAGGUCUUGAUAGCCUCCCAUUUGCCAUCAUACGAGCUGAGACACAACCAAGUGGAGUCCAUCUUCCUGUCAGCCAUUGACAUGUACGGCCACCAGUUCUGCCCAGAAAACUUGAAGAAACUCAUUCUCUCUGAAACCUCCAUUUUUGACGUUCUGCCCAAUUUCUUCUACCACUCCAAUCAAGUCGUUUGCAUGGCGGCCCUGGAGGUCUAUGUUCGCAGAGGGUACAUCGCCUACGAGCUGAACAGCAUCCAGCAUCACCAGCUGCAGGACGGGACGUGCGCCGUGGACUUUCAGUUCAUGUUGCCCUCGUCGCAUCCGAACAGAGGGAGCAGCCCUACUCUGAACAGGCUUCCCGUCCCGGUGUGUGCGUCUGGCCAGCACAAAAUCAGGCGUCACGGCAGCGAGCUCUUCCUGGAGGGAGCCUUGUCUCCGCCCUGCCAGCGCCUGGGAGCCAUGGUGGCUUUCCAGUGUUUUGAUGAUUUCAAAAGGGAUUUCGAUGAAGUUCUGUCCAGCUUUGCUGAACCUCUCUUGGAGAGCUCUCCCUUCUCAGAGUCCUGCUCCGGCCUGUAUGAAGAGGAGAGUUUCAAGAAUAUCAGGGAGAACCCGAUCCACAUCAUCAAUGUGUCCAUAAAAACAGCAGACACGGAAGACGACGACACCCUGGUGACGGCCCUCACCGCCUUCACCCAGCUGAAGAAAGCAGUCCUGUUCGAGUACGGAAUCCGGAGAAUCACGUUUUUGAUUGCACAGAAGAGAGAAUUCCCAAAGUUCUUCACAUUCAGAGCCAGAGACGGGUUCCAGGAGGAUCGCAUCUAUCGUAACCUGGAGCCGGCUUUAGCGUUCCAGCUGGAGCUCAACAGGAUGAGGAACUUCGACCUGACGGCGGUCCCCUGUGCCAAUCACAAGAUGCACCUCUACCUGGGCGCCGCUCGCGUUGACGAGGGCGCCGAAGUUACGGAUUACCGCUUCUUCAUCCGAGCAAUUAUUCGCCACUCAGAUCUCAUCACAAAGGAAGCCUCAUUUGAAUACCUUCAAAACGAAGGAGAGCGCCUCCUGCUGGAAGCCAUGGAUGAGUUGGAAGUGGCCUUCAGUAACACCAACGUCCGCACAGACUGCAAUCACAUCUUCCUCAACUUCGUCCCCACUGUCAUCAUGGACCCCUCGAAGAUCGAGGAGUCCGUCCGCUCCAUGGUCAUGCGGUACGGCAGUCGUCUUUGGAAGCUGCGGGUCUUGCAGGCCGAGCUGAAGAUCAACAUCCGUCUGACACCAACAGGGAAUGCCAUCCCCAUCCGCCUCUUUCUCACCAAUGAAUCCGGGUAUUAUUUGGACAUCAGCCUUUACAAAGAGGUCACAGAUCCCGGAUCUGGCCAGAUCAUGUUCCAGUCGUAUGGAGACAAGCAGGGCCCGCUGCAGGGGAUGCUGAUCAACACUCCCUACGUGACCAAAGACCUGCUGCAGGCUAAACGCUUCCAGGCGCAGACUCUGGGCACCACAUACGUUUAUGACUUCCCUGAGAUGUUCAGACAGGCUUUGUUCAAGCUGUGGGGUCCGGGAGGCAAAUGCCCCACAGACGUGCUGAUCUGCACCGAGCUUGUUCUGGACCCUCAAGGGGGACUGGUGCACAUGAACCGCCUGCCUGGAGACAAUGAUGUGGGGAUGGUUGCUUUCAGGAUGAAGAUGAAGACUCCAGAGUACCCGGAGGGCAGGGACAUCAUCGUCAUCUGCAACGACAUUACCCACAUGAUCGGCUCGUUCGGCCCCCAGGAGGACGAGCUGUACCUCAGGGCGUCGGAGUUGGCCCGGGCCGAGGGCAUCCCCCGCAUUUACAUCGCGGCCAACAGCGGCGCUCGCAUCGGGCUCGCCGAAGAGGUGAAGCACAUGUUCCAGGUGGCCUGGAUCGACCCGGCCGAUCCCUACAAGGGUUUCAAAUACCUCUACCUGACACCGCAGGACUACACCCGUAUCAGCGCCACCAACUCUGUUCACUGUCAUCAUGUAGAGGAGGGAGGAGAGUCCAGGUACAUCAUCACUGACAUUGUUGGGAAGGACGACGGUCUCGGGGUUGAGAACCUGCGAGGCUCUGGCACCAUCGCAGGAGAGUCUUCUCAGGCCUACCAGGAGAUUGUCACAAUCAGUAUGGUGACGUGUCGUGCGAUUGGAAUCGGAGCUUAUCUGGUCCGACUGGGACAGCGAGUGAUCCAGGUGGAGAACUCCCACAUCAUCCUGACUGGCUCCAGCGCUCUAAACAAGGUUCUGGGACGGGAGGUCUACACGUCCAACAACCAACUUGGAGGAAUCCAAAUUAUGCACAACAACGGAGUCACACACUCCACCGUGCCGGAUGAUUUUGAUGGCGUCUUCACUAUUCUGCAGUGGCUCUCUUACAUGCCAAAGAACAAACACUCCCCUGUGCCUGUUAUUGCAACGACUGAUCCAGUAGACAGAGAGAUCGAUUUCAUUCUCUCUAAAGCGCCGUACGACCCCCGCUGGAUGCUCGCAGGCAGACCUCAUCCCACUGUGAAGGGCUCCUGGCAGAGCGGAUUCUUUGAUUAUGGCUCCUUCAUGGAGAUCAUGGGAUCCUGGGCCCAGACUGUGGUCGUGGGUAGAGCGCGGUUAGGAGGGAUCCCUCUGGGUGUCAUUGCUGUCGAAACUCGCACAGUGGAGUUCACUGUACCAGCAGAUCCAGCCAACCUGGAUUCAGAAGCUAAAGUCCAGCAGCAGGCCGGCCAGGUGUGGUUUCCAGAUUCAGCCUUUAAAACGGCUCAGGCCAUUUGCGAUUUCAACCGUGAACGUCUGCCUCUCAUGGUGUUUGCCAACUGGAGGGGCUUCUCCGGGGGGAUGAAGGAUAUGUAUGACCAGGUCCUGAAGUUUGGGGCUUACAUCGUGGACGCCCUGCAUGGUUUCCGCCAGCCGGUGCUGGUAUACAUCCCUCCACACGCUGAGCUAAGAGGGGGAUCCUGGGUGGUGAUCGACCCCACCAUCAACCCGCUGUGUAUGGAGCUGUACGCCGACAGAGAGAGCAGAGGCGGCGUGCUCGAGCCUGAAGGUACAGUGGAGAUCAAAUUCAGGAGGAAAGACCUGCUGAAGACCAUGAGGAGGCUGGACUCGGUGUACGCUGGCCUGGUUGAGCAGCUUGCCUCACCAGAACUGUCUGAAAAACAGUGCAGGGAGCUGGAGCUGAAGCUGAAAGCCAGGGAGGAGUUCCUGCAGCCAAUCUACCACCAGGUGGCAGUGCAGUUUGCAGAUCUGCACGACACACCUGGCAGGAUGCAGGAGAAAGGUGUAGUCACUGACAUCUUGGACUGGAAAAAUGUGAGGAGUUUCUUCUACUGGCGUCUGCGCCGCCUCCUGCUGGAGCAGGUGGUGAAAUGUGAGAUUUUACAGGCCAACAGGGAUCUCAGUGACGGACACAUGCAGUCGAUGCUGAGGCGGUGGUUUGUUGAAACAGAAGGAACUGUCAAGGCUUACCUUUGGGACAACAACCAAGCUGUGGUUGAAUGGCUGGAGAAACAUUUGUCCACUGAGGAUGGAGUCAAAUCAGCCAUCCGAGAGAACAUCAAGUACUUGAAAAGAGAAAAUGCUCUGAAACACAUUCGCAGCUUGGUGCAGGCCAACCCCGACGUGGUGAUGGACUGCAUCAUCCAUAUGAGCCAGAACAUCACUCCGUCUCAGAGAGCCAAGGUGGCGAAUCUGCUGGCGACGAUGGACAGCUCCAGCACCAGUUAAGCUCUGAGACUGUGAAAGAGAAUUACAAAAAAAAAAAAAAAGAAAGAACACUACCUUGGUUGAUUGUAUUGGUACUGAACCACUUAUGUGUUAAAUGCACAAACACAAGGUUAAUUGCUCACAAUGUUUGUUUAAAAAAAAGAUAGUGUUUUGUUUGUCAUCAGCUUUGUUCUGCACAGAAGUUUUUGUACAUUUGCCUGUUCAGCCAGAGCUGCUACUCCUCUGAUCCACCAGCUUUCACUUUAGUGCACAUUUUCUGUGCUGCAGUGUCGGUGUGCCUUAUACCACUGUCUUGAAGCUGUACUUAUUCAGGCUCGAUUGGCUUUUGGGAGCCAGUCGUCACUUUUCUUAAAGAUUGCAUGAUGAGUAUUUACAUGUUUGAAUGUAAACUGUAUGGAAAAAUAAGCUCAGACGACUGGUCACCUCUUUGACCAGGCUUUUCAUGAAAAGAAAAUGACUAAAGAUUUGUACGAGUCUUUAAUCAGUUAAAAAUUUUUUUAAUUUUGUAUCGACUGAAAAAGAAUUCUUGUCGGUAUUUUCUGAUCCAGCAGAUUUCUAAUGAGAGUCAAGUUGCACUGUCCGUUCAGGUCGUCGUUUUGAUUCUUGUAAGUCUUUUUAUUUAUGUCGCUAAGUCUGUGGUUGUGGUUGUAACACUGGAUUUAAUACUUUGUUUAGAAAAAGUUCUCUGUUUCUCUUUGAAGUGGAAGCUUUUAUGACUCAGGUUCGAUUGAGGGCGCCACGUCGUUUGCUCCUCACGGUGUCUUGGUUCGCCUAACCUCUGACUGGAUCAUCAGAGGCCUCAGCCAUGACAUUUCAUUUGAAUAAAUAGAAACUCUUUCCUGUGUCUUCUAAUUUGCUACGGGCUGUUCAUU